Fraxinus pennsylvanica is the source of this 672-nucleotide messenger RNA. The record is from the annotation of a GenBank genome assembly. Lineage: Eukaryota; Viridiplantae; Streptophyta; Magnoliopsida; Lamiales; Oleaceae.
AUGAAAGAGCCUAGAUGUUUGUUUGGAUCUGCCAGCCUCAGGGAGAUCGCAAUUUUAGCUGGUGGUUGCAACUCACGUGGCACCAUCCUCAGUUCUGCAGAGCUCUAUGAUUCUGAGUUGGGAAUUUGGAAGACACUUCCAAGCAUGAAGAAACCGAGGAAGAUGUGUUCUGGGGUGUUCAUGGAUGGAAAGUUUUAUGUGAUUGGAGGAAUUGGAGGAACAGAGUCGAAGCUUCUCACAUGUGGAGAGGAAUAUAAUUUGGAAACCGAAACUUGGACUGAAAUACCUAACAUGUCCCCAGUGCGGACUGAUGUGGCCAGGGAAUCCAAUCUUCCUGCUACAUCCGAAGCACCGCCAUUGAUUGCUGUUGUAAAUAAUGAAUUGUAUGCUGCUGACUAUGCUGACAUGGCACUGAGAAAAUAUGACAAGAAUAAUAAAGUGUGGACUACCGUAGGAAGAUUGCCAGAACGCGCUGAUUCUAUGAAUGGUUGGGGUUUGGCAUUUAGGGCAUGUGGCGAUAGGCUUAUUGUAAUUGGAGGGCCUCGGACUGUUGGUCAAGGAUAUAUCGAAGUCAAUUCAUGGGUUCCAAGUGAUGGCCCACCACAAUGGGUUUUGCUCGGCCGAAAGCAAUCUGGCAGUUUUGUUUACAAUUGUGCUGUGAUGGGAUGCUGA